This is a messenger RNA of Frankliniella occidentalis (western flower thrips), 1222 nucleotides long. RefSeq lists its product as uncharacterized. The transcript has 7 exons. The record is from RefSeq and is a predicted model, not a curated record. NCBI's taxonomy places the organism in Eukaryota, Metazoa, Arthropoda, Insecta, Thysanoptera, Thripidae. The coding region runs from base 1 to 1200 and encodes 399 amino acids.
AUGGCAUUUGAAAUUCAAAGACAGGAAUUGUAUGGUGUAAUAAGGGAAUUGUCUGAAACUGUUCAAGUGCGGAAUGACCUGCGUAACCUUGCGGACACCUGUGUUCAUCUAUCGCAAUUCACACAAGCCAUCAUGAACCAGCCGCUUGCCGAACUGGCAAGGCCUGGUCUGCAAAGUCUCCAGAAAGCCGUCUCAACGCAAGUUAACUACAUUAUAGAGAGAACUUUGACUGCAGCUGGGCGUAAUCUGUGCAUUCAUCUCCUUCAUCGUAUCCUCCAUGACAUUCAUUCGGUAAGACAGCGGGUUGGUGAUGUUCUCUAUGUGUUGCCAUUUGCCAUUCAUUGGGGAGUCAAUCUAGGUUUCACAGUGAAUGAAGCAGUCAAUUGUAGUUCUAAGUCAUGGCUCCGUUCAGGAUUAAUUUCUAGGCCAAUGUGUCGAUGCCCUACAGUGCCACAGAGCAUGCAAACAGUGAAACUUGAUGGCGUGUUGGUCGCAGCUGGAGCAACACCACAAAUGAUUGAAAGAUGGAUGUAUGGCCAGCACUUGGAAGUCAUGGCAACGCUUGAUGUAAGAAAUCCCUACAGUGGCAAACAAGGAGCAUGCCCAGUUGAUAUUACUCUUUUACUUGGGAAGGAUCAAAAAGACUACGAUCUGGAUUGUAAGGAGUUGACAUCUAUUAUGGCCCCAUUUGCAGGGCACCAGAGGGGUGAAUAUAUAGGUGGCUUAGUGUGCUUGGAUGAUGAUGAUGAUGAAUUGAAGGAAAAUGAUAUUUGUAAUGAAGAUGAGGAACAGGACAUGAGACAUGAGACUGACCAGCUUAGUAGCAGGCUGGACUACAAAUGCCCAUUCCCCUGCAAAUGCCUCUGUGAAUGCACUUGUGAGUGUGGGUAUGCUGCAAAAACCCAGGGACAACCUGGCUUGACAGCACUCACAUCACAUAUUCAUGUUAAUCAUAAACAACACCCCCAGUAUCAUACCAUACUUCAAGAGGUGAUUAAGAAAUACGACAAAACAUUAAGAGAAGGGAACUAUUUAGUUUGUGAAUUGUGUCAUGAACGAGUGGCACAGAAUGGGAAGUCAGACUUUAACUUGAAGCGGCAUCAGGCUUCUUCAAAGUGCCAAAGGAAAAGAGGUCAGGGUCCACUGCAACCUUCGACAUCAAAACAAAAAGGUCAGAAGAGAAAAUUUGACACAGACUAGUAUGUGUAUCUUUUCAUUUCAU